GACUGCUUUACAUUAGGAUAUACAUUAGUUUUAUUCUUACAUCUGAAGAAGACGGGAAUAAUAACCCGAGGUUUUAAUUCUCGCUAACAUCUGUCCUUGCAUCUCCAUCUCCAGUCUGGCCCCUCACUUUCUCUCACCACCCGUUAUUAUCUUCUAUGGUAAUUUUCUUGGCCUUGUUGCCUACUAACCACAAGGCAGCGACAUAUAGGGCGACUUGCGACUUGAUGAAAAUCAAAUUGCAAUCUUCAAAGUACUACGUGUGCUCCUUGUUUGAUGCACGAUUGGCUGGCGAAGGAGUAGAGAGAGAGAGGGAUCAUCCUCUGAGUGUCUUAUAACAUCAAACCGAAUCAAGAGUGACUGCUGCCUACCAUCGCGAUGACCAGUCAGAAAAUGAGAAAUAUGGCUUCAUCCUACGGAACGGCCGAGUGGGGGCUCCAUUUCCAAGAGGCGAAUGGGGAUUGUCAAUCUCCGAUCAACAUAAACUCCCGAGAAACCGUCUACAAGGAGAGCCUGAACCAACCCCCGUUGGAAGUCAAUUAUGCACUGUGUCGGGAUUGCGAUCUUAUCAAUACAGGCACUGGUAUACAAAUCAUCUUCAAAUAUAAAUCAGAUGUCGGGAUGACAGGUUUACGUGAUACUAGUCUAGAUCCUGUACCAAAGUCGGUUCUAAGCGGUGGACCACUACCUAGUAAUUCAAAGUUUGAGUUGGCUGCCUGUGCAUUUCACUGGGGUCAGAAAGAUGAUAGAGGCUCCGAGCAUACUGUCAACUUCAAAGCUUAUCCUAUGGAGCUUCACCUAAUUCACUGGAAUAGUUCAACCUAUAAUACGUUGGAGGAGGCGAUGGGCAAACCACAUGGUAUAGCCAUCAUAGCUCUCUUUAUACAGGUUGGUCGAGAGCAUACCGGCCUUCGAACAUUUACCGACUACCUUGAAGCCGUCCAAUAUAAGGGAAGAACUUUAGGGGUAACAACGCCAUUUCAUCCAAGUUGUUUACUUCCGGAUCCUCAACUUCGUGAUUUUUGGACGUACCAAGGUUCCUUGACCACGCCCCCUUGUUACGAAAGGGUCACGUGGAUUCUCUUCCGGUAUCCUCUCACGAUAUCCAUCUCACAGAUGGAAGAGUUCCGACGAUUGAAGAAUCACGUGAAAGGUGAUUUCUCCUUCCGGGGUGAAGAGGGAUUGUUGGUGGAUAACUUCCGGCCAACACAGCCACUCAAUGAUAGAACAAUAGAAGCCUCGUUCCAGUAAUCUAAUUAUUCGUGUAAUUAUAUUUGAUAAUUUGUCCCUGUGCAGUGUAAACAUAUUAAAUAUAUAUGUUCGAAGAAUUAUGUAGUAUUAUUAUUCGAAUUGAAUGUCAAAAUGAUAAAGAGAAGAAAACAAUUAUAUAUUAUUCUACAAAUCCAAUGAAAAUCAUCACGGGUGUCUGUUAGAACAGACAGUGACAGAUGAGGUGUAUGCCUUAAUUAUCCAUAUCAGAAUUUUUACAUGUUUAAUAUCAUUCAUACUGUACCGAUUUGAUCAGUAGGCCUAUAUAGUAGGGCGAAGCUCUAUUAAAAUAAGUUACAUCAUUGCCAACUGAAUUGUAUAAAUUUGUCCAGAUUGGCAAACUUUAUUUGGGUCAUUGUAAUGCACAUUCCAUGUCUUAUAGUCAUAGGGAUUCAGUUUUGUAUUGUCUAGUAAUAACCUUAUAUGUGUGUCUUAUAAUUAAAUUUAUCUAAAUACCUCACUUGAAAUGACGUGCAUAAUUUAUUAAUUUUCUAAAUCUGAAUGCUCUGAAACAAAUAUUUUUGCUAUUAUGAUGGGUUUUAUGAGUUUUAUGAUAACAACCAACCAACUUGAAAGCGUUGUUAUACUUCAUAUCAUGUUCAUCUAACUCUAUAAGAUUAUACUCGACUUUUUGUUUUAUUUUUCACAUGUUUAUUACUCAAAAUUAUGUAGCCUAUAUUUUCAUUAUACACCAAGAUACAGUCGUUUAGGCACAGGCAUUCCUGUAAGACUUU
Messenger RNA from Lytechinus variegatus (green sea urchin), 2000 nucleotides. It is a transcript of the gene ca8, whose product is annotated as carbonic anhydrase-related protein-like. The coding region runs from base 376 to 1248 and encodes 290 amino acids. The transcript is spliced from 9 exons. Gene Ontology annotation, molecular function: zinc ion binding; carbonate dehydratase activity. NCBI's taxonomy places the organism in Eukaryota, Metazoa, Echinodermata, Echinoidea, Temnopleuroida, Toxopneustidae. The record is from RefSeq and is a predicted model, not a curated record.